AUGUUUUACAAAAAUCUUCAACAUUGGUUUGGAAGUUUCCAGGCUUUUGGAGGUACGGGAAAGCCAAAUCCUGGAGGUGCCGGUACAAUUUACCUAAAGGAUGACAUUCCUCAUAUAAAGAAUACGACGCUUAUCAUUGAUAAUAACAACCAGGCAUUGACGAAUAAUUUGCUGAUGAAUUAUUCCACAGCCAGUAGUCAUUCAUGGCUCCUCUCCAAUGAUACGCCAUAUUGGGAUAUUAUCCAUGUCACCAGACAAGCUCACUUCGCUAUUCACCCGAACUUGACAAGACCUUUCCAUUUGAAGGCUUACAAAUUCGUAUCGGACAAGACUGGUGUAUUACAUAUAGGAAAUAAUCAAGUGGUCAUAGUACAGCAUCCUGACGACUUGGAAUUUUUCCUUAACAUCAAUGUUUACGAAGGAGGAACUUUGAUUCUUCCGAAAUAUUUUUCCUGCUAUGGAGUCCAAAUAAAUAUUUGGGGACGGAUAGGUUUGAAAAAUAUCUAUGUUGGUCAGAAAUGUAGUUUGAAAUUUGGGCUGAAUGGAACAUCUUUAUCUGCCAAUAAAAACGGAGUUUACUCCCUUGAAACUUUGACAAUUGGAGCCGAAGGUGAAGUUACAGUCACUGAUGAACUUAAAAAUGACCAAAGCAGGUUAAACCUUGAGGUUAGUAACUUUCUUUUAUAA
Acanthosepion pharaonis is the source of this 687-nucleotide messenger RNA. The record is from the annotation of a GenBank genome assembly. NCBI's taxonomy places the organism in Eukaryota, Metazoa, Mollusca, Cephalopoda, Sepiida, Sepiidae.